AUGCCUGGUGACACCGUGGAGGGUGCUGAUGAGAUUGUAAUGCCAAAUAAUCGAAGUUUUCCCAAGCUCGAGGACCAUCCACCGGCAAAUGAUUUUCCAAUUCCUCCUUCGAACACCAAGAACACACCAAAAAAGGUCGUCGAUCACCCUUCUCUGGAUGCCUCGAUUGAUCAACUGUACGAUAAUGUAUGCGAGAUGAUGAGCUCUGGUGACAGCUGCAUAACAAGGAGUUUCGGAUCUGAAGGUGAGGAAUUGAGGAUCGACUCAGAGUUGCACCACCUCGCCGGAGGGGAGACGGGGGCUUCCCAGAAGGGAAAUGGAUUUUCUGACCGGAUGAAGGAGAGCAUGGCCAGAUCCUCCGACAAAUCCUCCGAUUCAUCGAUGCCAGAACCUGAAAACAAGGACUCUCCCGGAAGAGGUGAUCCGAGGGGAAAGAAAUUAAGCGCUGAUGCGAAGAAACGGAGUUCCACCGGCGGGGAAGCAAAAUCGUGGAACGGAACCGAGGAUUUCUCAGAAUCCGCUCUGAAUAAUUCCGACCUCGGACAUUUCAAUCUGAAGCGCGCCAGAGAACUGAUCUCAGGGGAUCACCACAAGAGAGCUCUCGACUAUGCACUGCGGGCGGUCAAGUCAUUCGAAAGAACUGCGAACGGGAAGCCCUGCUUAGACCUGGUGAUGAGCUUGCAUGUUCUUGCGGGGAUCUACAGCAGCUUAGGGCAAUACGAGCAGGCCAUACCCGCGCUAAAGCGAUCAAUUCAGAUCCCAUCCAUGGAAGAAGGCCAGUCCCACGCCCUCGCCCAGUUCGCCGGCCAGAUGCAGCUGGGGGACACAUAUUCAAUGAUGGGUCAGCUGGAGAACUCCAUAGCCUGCUACUCUUCCGGUCUGGAGAUCCAGAGCUAUGCGCUGGGGGCGAUGGACCCAAGAGUCGGUGAAACCUGCCGAUUCCUUGCCGAAGUCCAUCUCCAGGCGCUGCAACUCGACGAAGCUAAGGAGCUCUGCAGGACGGCCAUGGACAUCCACAGAGAGAGCGGGGAGGAGCCACCACUGGAGGAGACCGCCGACAGGAGACUCAUGGCCCUCAUAUCCCAGGUCAAGGGCGACCACGAGGAAGCUCUCGAGCAUCUGGUCAUGGCGAGCACCGCCAUGGCCGCUAAUGGGCAGGUAAAGGAGGUGGCCUAUGUGGACUGCAGCAUCGGCGACGCCUACCUUUCCCUUGCUCGCUACGACGAAGCCGUCUUCGCCUACAGGAGAGCUCUCUCCACCCUCAAGUGUACCGGAGGAGAGAAUCACCCCACGGUGGCGCAUGCUCUGGUUCGCCUUGCAGAUUUAUUCAACAGAAUGGGGAGAUUGAAGGAGUCUAAAGCCCACUGUGAAGAUGCCCUGAGGAUCUUCAACAAGCCGCCGCCGGGAAGCGCCUCCGAGGAGAUCGCCGCCGGCCUGGCGGACGUCGCCGCCUUGUACGUGUCCAUGAACGAGCACGAGGAGGCCAUCAAGUUGCUUCAGAGGGCCCUGAAACUCUGCGACGGCUCACCGGGGCAGCAGAGCGCAGUGGCAGGGAUGGAGGCCCAGAUGGGGGUCCUCUGCUACGCCGCCGGCGACUUCAUCAAGUCCCGCUGCUUUUUCCACAGCGCCAUUUCCAAGCUCCGCAAUUAUGGGGAGAAGAAGCAGCCCGCUUUCCUUGCCGUCGCUCUGAACCAGAUGGGCCUUGCCUGCGUCCAGCUCAGUGACAUCCAGGAGGCCGCAGGUCUCUUCCAGGAGGCCAAGUCCAUCAUGGAGAAAGAACACGGCCCCCACCACCCCGAGACUCUCGAGGUCUACAGCAAUCUCGCCGCCACGUACGACGCCAUGGGCAGGUACGCCUUCUUCCUCCUCCUUCCUGCAAGUUCAACGAGGAGCUUCACCACAUGGGGUAAAAUCCAGGUGGGGAGACGCCACUGGAAUCUUGGAGCACAUCGUCAGCGUCAGAGAGGAGAAGCUGGGGACGGCGAACCCCGAGGUGGAGGGGGAGAAGAGGAGAUUGGCCGAGCUGCUGAAGGAGUCCGGGAGAGUCAGGCGCAGGAAGGCCGUCUCCCUGAACUACCUCUUCGGCGGCAACUCCGACACCGCGAGUGGUGGCGCGACGGCGGCGUGA
Messenger RNA from Spirodela intermedia, 2128 nucleotides. The record is from the annotation of a GenBank genome assembly. Lineage: Eukaryota; Viridiplantae; Streptophyta; Magnoliopsida; Alismatales; Araceae.